CGUCAAUGUCAAGUCAAGCAAGUGUCAAUUUAAUUCAGUUCAUCACAUCACCUGUGUCUCACAAAUAAGUGAGUUGGCCAAUUUCUGCAUUUUUUUGGAGUGAUAUCUUCUUUAGUAACUGUUGAAAAUGUCAAAAAAGAAGGGAAACAAGAAGAACCAAGAUUUCGAGGACGAGUUCGAUGAGAAAAAGACAGCGAACGACACUCAUGAGCUAACCUCUAAAAGUAAAGGAAAAGGGAAAAAGAAAGGAAAAGGCAACGCAGGUGACUGGAGCGAUAGUGACGAGGGCGAAGUGCAGAAGAAACAUCAGGCAUCAGACGAUGAAGAUGUGCCUAAACCGGCGGCCAAGAAAUCACAAAAGAAAGCUAAAAAUAAAAAGAAAGGACAAGAAUCAGAUGAAGAACAGGAUGAUAUUAAAACACCUAGCAAUGUAGCAAACACUGCUGCUAAAUCUUCAGCCAAAAGCAGUAAAAAAAAGAAAGGCAAAGGUAAGAAAGACGAGGACUGGUCUUCUCAAGGUAGCGAUGCUGAACUUAAGGAGGUUUCAGAAGAAGAAAUUGCAAAGCCUGUGAGUAAAAAGAAAACUAAAAAUAAAAAGAAAAAUAUAGAAGCUGAAUCAUCAGAAGAUGAGGAUCAUGAUGACUCCAAAUCAGUAGUUAGUAAUGUUUCAAGUAAUCAAGCUAAGCCUGCUGCCAAGUCAAAGUCAAAAAAAGGUAAAGGAAAGAAAGAAGAUUGGCCUGAUGAAGAGAGUGAUAAGGAACUAAAAAUUGAACCGUCUGAUGACGAGGAGGAAAUACCCGUCGCCAUAGUUAAAAGUAAAGGUAAACAUAAAAAGAAGAAUAACAUGGAUGAUAUAGAAGCUGAAUUAAAGAAAUUCGAGAUUAAAGAGACUGAACCAGAAGUUGAAGCGGAACCAGUUAAAAGCAAGGAUAAAAAGAAGAAGAGCAAAAAAGAGGAAAUUGCUGAACCAGUAGAAGAAGAAGCCAUGGAAGAGGACGACAAAGUAACAGAACUCUCUGAAGAGAAAGAGGCAGCCGAGCCAGCAGAGAAGAAAAUGAGUCAUAAGGAAAAGAAGAAGUUAAAGAAACAGCAGGAGUAUGAGAAGCAAGUGGAGUUGUUGACGAAGAAGGGAGGCCAGGGACACAGUGAUCUUGACGCCAACUUCACAGUCAGCCAGGCACAGAAAACUGCUGGUCAGAUGGCAGCCCUGGAGAACGCAGUAGACAUAAAAGUGGAGAACUUCUCUAUCAGUGCGAAAGGAAAGGAUUUGUUCGUGAACGCUAACCUGUUGAUUGCUAACGGUAGACGGUACGGUCUGGUCGGCCCCAACGGCCACGGAAAGACCACGCUGUUGAGGCAUUUGGCACAACGCGCCUUCCCUCUCCCACCGCAUAUAGAUAUACUGUUGUGUGAGCAGGAGGUCACAGCCAGCGAUAUGAGCGCCGUCGACACUCUUCUUGAAGCUGAUGUUAAGAGGACUGAACUGCUCAACGAAUGCAAAGAGUUAGAAGCAAUCAUAGAAAAGGGUAAUCUCAGCAAACAAGAUAGAUUAAAUGAGGUGUACGCGGAGCUGAAGGCCAUCGGCGCGGACUCCGCGGAGCCUCGCGCGCGCCGCAUCCUGGCGGGUCUGGGCUUCAGCCGCGAGAUGCAGGACCGCGCCACCAAGAACUUCUCCGGAGGCUGGCGGAUGAGAGUCUCACUCGCUAGGGCUCUGUAUAUUGAACCGACAUUGUUGAUGCUUGACGAGCCUACAAAUCACUUGGAUUUGAACGCUGUCAUUUGGUUGGAUAACUACUUACAAGGAUGGAAGAAAACGUUACUCGUAGUCUCCCACGACCAGUCUUUCUUGGAUAACGUGUGUAACGAGAUCAUACACUUGGACCAGCAGAAGUUGUACUACUAUAAGGGUAACUACUCAAUGUUCAAGAAGAUGUACGCGCAGAAGCGGAAGGAGAUGAUCAAAGAGUAUGAGAAGCAGGAGAAGAGGUUGAAAGACUUGAAGGCGCAUGGACAGUCGAAGAAACAAGCCGAAAAGAAACAGAAGGAGUCGUUGACACGUAAGCAGGAGAAGAACCGCAGCAAGGCGCAGCGCGAGGACGAGGACAGCGCGGCGCCGGCCACGCUGCUGCAGCGGCCCAAGGAGUACAUCGUCAAGUUCUCCUUCCCCGACCCGCCGCCUCUACAGCCGCCUAUACUUGGACUGCACAAUGUAAACUUCAACUUCCCGGGCCAGAAGCCUCUGUUCAAGGGCGUGGACUUCGGUAUCGACUUGAACUCUCGUAUCGCCAUCGUGGGCCCCAACGGAGUGGGCAAGUCCACCUUCCUCAAGCUGCUUGUCGGCGAGCUCAACCCCAUCGAUGGUGACCUCAUUAGGAAUCAUAGGCUGCGUAUAGGUCGCUUCGACCAGCACUCAGGGGAACACCUGACCGCUGAAGAGUCUCCCGCUGAGUACCUGCAGCGGUUGUUCGGGCUGCAGUAUGAGAAGGCGCGCAAGGCCCUCGGGACCUUCGGGCUCGCGAGUCAUGCGCACACCAUCAAGAUGAAGGACCUCAGUGGAGGGCAGAAGGCCAGGGUAGCCCUUGCUGAACUGACGCUGAUGGCGCCAGAUGUCGUUAUUCUGGACGAGCCUACGAACAACCUGGACAUAGAGAGUAUAGACGCCCUGGCGGACGCCAUCAACGACUACAAGGGCGGCGUCGUGAUCGUGUCUCACGACGAGCGACUCAUCAGGGAGACCGACUGCGCGCUGUACGUUAUAGAGGACCAGACUAUUAAUGAGGUCGACGGCGACUUUGAUGACUACCGUAAGGAGUUGCUGGAGAGUCUCGGCGAGACCAUCAACUCUCCCUCAAUCAUCGCCAACGCCGCCGUCCAACAGUAAACACAACACAUUGUACCAUUUGUUAAAAUUAUUUGUAUGUACUUAUUAUGUAGCUAACCCUUUAUAAUUGUACCGUUUUGUUAGGCCUGUUACAAAUUGAAAUUGGAAUUCGUUGUUUGUUGAAAAAAUAUAUUUGUAAUGUUCCGUUGGUUGUUAUCGAGUCGGUAUGAGACAGCCGAUCGUGUACGAAGGUAGCCGGAAAUAGCCGAACGGUUUAAGGUUGAGGAUUUUUGCAAUUUUGGUGUAUCUUUGUUGCAGUUUCCUCUUACUUUUAGAAUUUUUAAAAGAAAUGCCCGAUGUACUAAAAUGAAAAAAACAGCCAAGUUUAAAUAAAAUAUGUGCAAACAAACAAUAUUAUUGCAUUAUUUUACGUAAAAUUUUAAAAUAAUUUUAUCAAAUUGUACAAUUUCAGUUUCAAUCUCAACUAGCAAGUUUUAUUUUGGCGUAAAUAAUUAAUGUCACAACUCACAAGCUUAUUGGGAAAUGUUAGGGAGAUUGGUUUUUAAAUCACUUAAGUGCCUAAUGUAUGUGCACUUAUUGGUAUCAAUAGUUACUCAGAAUAUUUACUUUAAGUAAUAAUACGAAGUUCAUUAUCCGAAAAAAUCUAGUAUUAUUUGCCUUCAUUGUAUUUCUGUUCUGCUAAAUAAAAUAAAUGAAAAAUAUAUUAAUUAUAUCUAGUUCAAUUCAACUCGUGAUAAAAUGUCUUCCAAUGAUUUUUGUUUCAUUGUUAAUUUUAUCACUUUUCAAUAUGCUAUCAUUUUAACCGAUUUAAGUUUUAGUCCAAAUAUACCUAGAUAUAUAAAAUAUAUGGAUCAAAUUAAAUACCGCAUAUGAACAGUGUAAAUGCUUAUAAAAUACAUCUUUCUUAAUUUCUGUCGAAUAGUGUUGGCUAAUGUUGCCAGCACGCAAUUGAAUUAUAAUGUAAUGUAAAAAAUAUUUAUACCUACAUUAUUAAAUUUUGUUACAAAAU
This is a messenger RNA of Trichoplusia ni (cabbage looper), 3851 nucleotides long. RefSeq names its product ATP-binding cassette sub-family F member 1. The record is from RefSeq and is a predicted model, not a curated record. NCBI's taxonomy places the organism in Eukaryota, Metazoa, Arthropoda, Insecta, Lepidoptera, Noctuidae. The transcript has 17 exons. Gene Ontology annotation, molecular function: ATP hydrolysis activity; ATP binding. The coding region runs from base 128 to 2881 and encodes 917 amino acids.